Molecule: messenger RNA, 4004 nt
Organism: Oncorhynchus tshawytscha (Chinook salmon)
Lineage: Eukaryota; Metazoa; Chordata; Actinopteri; Salmoniformes; Salmonidae
Product: neuronal PAS domain-containing protein 4A-like
Exons: 7
Coding region: 279-2828 (849 amino acids)
Biological process (GO): regulation of transcription by RNA polymerase II
Molecular function (GO): RNA polymerase II transcription regulatory region sequence-specific DNA binding; DNA-binding transcription factor activity, RNA polymerase II-specific; protein dimerization activity
Source: RefSeq, a predicted model, not a curated record
AGCCUAUAUAAAGAACAUCCUCGUUCAUGUACUUUAUAAUCACGACGCAACUAGCCAACAUAGUCAGCCACCCAAACAGCUCCUUGCUCACGGGGAGACAAAUUACAAUGGAUUGACAAUGCAAACUCAGCUAUUAAACUACUCAUAUUCAUUCUAACAAUUCCGUUGUCAAUUUACAGCGCCUGAAUCAGGAUGAAGUAGUGAGACAGAACAACUCCGCGACUUCUGCAAUCUUCUCAAACUCCAAACAGACACCUGUUUCAGGCAGGCACGCAACAAUGUAUCGGUCCACAAAAGGAGCCUCAAAGGCUCGGAGGGAUCAAAUCAACGCAGAGAUUCAGAACAUCAAGGAACUGUUGCCCAUUUCCGAUUCGGACAAAGCUCGACUCUCCUACCUACACAUCAUGUCACUUGCCUGCAUGUACACCCGAAAGUCUGUAUUCUUCUCUCAAGACGCUCUUCAAGACGAGACCACGGACUUAAUGUUGUUUCAGGAGCUGUCAGGGCUGAUACACGAAUUGUCAGGUUUCAUGAUACUCCUAACAAGCGAUGGAAAACUUCUGUAUCUGUCAGACAACGUCGCAGACCACCUCGGGCAUUGCAUGGUGGACCUGGUUGCCCAGAGUGAUAGUGUGUAUGAUAUCAUUGAUCCUAUGGACCACUUUGUCAUAAGGAGCAACCUUGCAGGUCUACCGAUGACCACUACUGACACAGACAAGUUAUUUCGAUGUCGAUUCAAUACUUCAAAGUUCAUCCGGCGACAGGGUGCGGAGAACAAGUUGAUGCUAGUCAGAGCUCGCUGCCUCACCCCACCUUGCCCUGUCUCUGCAUACUGGACCUCCAACCCAGCAUGGGUGUGUUUCUGUACCCCCCUGAGGACAAAAACGCCUUACCUUACAAUAGCCAAGAGUGCCCCCCUCACCCCACCCCCUGAGCAGUCCUUCCUACUGGCUUGUUUCCACUCUCAACACCACAGGGACAUGAGGCUUUGGGAUGCCCAGGACAGUGUGAGUGUGUACCUGGGCUACGAUGUGGAGUUUCUACGCUCUCGCUCCUGGUACAGCCUGGUCCAUCCCAGGGAUCUCUCCCACGCCUCUACACAGCACUGUCUCCUAUUGAGUGAAGGAGAGAGGAGGCAGGUGGACAUGGUGGUGCAGGUGGAGGCAGCAGACCACUCAUGGGUCUGGCUCUAUAUGGUCCUCCAGCUGAACAUCGACGAAAACCCUAUCAGCUGCCACAACUACAUCAUCAGCGAGUCAGAGGCAUGUUCAAUACGCCAGCUGAGUUCUUGUGAGGUGCCCAUGCAGCCAGUUGGUUAUGGUCUUCGGUCCAACCUGUCGUCUCUGGGUGAAGACAACUUCCCCCAGACACAUGGAGGACAACACCAGUGGGAACCAAAGACCAGCCUUCUCUCUGUUGGACCAACCACUUCUGCCUCACUGACUGACACUAAGUCUGAUAUUCUGACUCAAAGAAUUACCUCUCACCUAACCAAUAUGUCAGAAGCCCUCCCCUCCUCCCUCACCAAGCCCCUCGCCCCUCUUACUAUGCCCCACCCUCAACAGAUGGGGGAAUGUGCAUGCACUCCCCCGUAUACCCCUCAUCUUGCUAGUGGAAGUUUUCCUUUUGUGGAGAAACUGCAACUCAAUUUUGAUCCUUUCAAUGCAGCUGUGUCCUGCCCAAUGGCCCAUGAGGUUAUUAACUCAGCACAUAGUGCACCAGCCUUCUCCCAGGUCCUCUCUUCCAAGCAUCCUCAGGUACUCUUCCUGGCAGAGCCCCAUGGAAAGCUGCCCCCCACCACCAAUAGUUUUGGGGAAGAUGAAUGCUCCAUCAUGGGCCUGCCACAGAUUAGUGGUCCCUUGUAUGUGGAUGUUCCCCACAGGCCCUUCCAUGGCCCUCUGAAUGAGCUCCUCCUAACUCCAGAGGCUUCCCCCACACAUCCUCCCUGCUCCUUCUUCUCCACGGAGAAAGAGCAGGAGCGAGAGAGGGAGGACAUUUCUCUCUUGGCUAAAUAUAUUAGCUCUUUAGCUGAGGGAUUCUAUUGUGACCCAAUUCUCCCCAGAAUAACCCCACCCACCUUCUCGUCUUCACCCAGUCUUCAGGCCACAUCCCAGAAUUCCUCUCCUCCUUGCGGAGCUGAGUGUCUGCCCUGGAAGGGGCUAGACCCGCCCCUUAGCCGAGAGGAUAUCUCUCUGUAUGAGGAGAGUAUGGCUCUAGAGAGCCUAAUUGAGGAGCUCUCAACUUUCCCUUUGUCCCCCUCUUCAUGCUCCUCUCCUCCAUCUUCCUCCUUUAAGUCCUCCCCUCCAUGCUGGCCACUCAGCCCAGUGAGCAGGUGUAACCCCAGCCUCUUCAAGGGUGAAUCUUCAAUUGGUGUAAACCACUUCUGUAGCGUCCAGUCGACGCAGUGUAACUUCAUGGCAGUGGGUGGAGCUAUGAUGGCCGUCGAGGCAGGGAUUAAGAGAAACGUGGAGGAGCCAUCUGAGAGUGAGAUGGAUACGGACGUGUCGGUGGAGCCUCUAUUGUCACUACCAUCAUCAGCCAUCGCUCUCACAGCCUUUCAGGAAUGUGCCCCUGCCUUUGUCCAUCCGGCUCCCACCAUCGGUUUGCCCCAUGCCCAGUCCCUUCUGGAGGAUCUGCAUACCAUGGAAUCUGUGUUUGAGGCAGAUGCCUCUUUCAACCCGUCUCGGGGUGACAACCUGAGUUGUAUCAACUCCCACUCAACCAUACAUUCACAAAGCUUCCACCAAGGUGCGGGACAUUUUUGUCAUGCUAAUAUAUUGAUAAGAGAACAGGCCAUUUUACCACUGGCACAUACAUUUUUUUCAUAGUUUCAUCCGAUAUUUUCCAUUUUACAGUAUAAGAUGCAUCACUACUAUCGUGCUUCUACACCUGCAUUGCUUGCUGUUUGGGGUUUUAGGCUGGGUUUCUGUACAGCACUUUGAGAUAUCAGCUGAUGUACAAAGGGCUAUAUAAAUACAUUUGAUUUGAUUUGAUUUACUAAAAUUUCAGUGUGAUAAAUAUUGGUUGCUGAACUAAAUUAACUCUUGUCCGUUGUUUUCUUUCAUUUCAGAUGGAACCCUGCGUGACCCUCUUCUAAAAUAAGUCUGUGACUUACUUCGUUCAGUAUGGCAUAUUGUCAUAUUUCAAGCUUUUCUUGUAAAAGCUGAAUGUGCAACAUCUAUACAAAAUAUUCAAAACGGUGAAAUGCAUAUUCGCUCCUAUACAUAUUUAAGAUACUUACAAUUCAAUAUUGUAUAAUACUGUUUUCUGAUGAUUCAGUUGUACAUGCAUUACUGUGAAUACAUAUGAUUGCUGAGUAACCUCAUGAUAGAGGUCAUUUAAAGUGCCAUGUUUAUAUUCACUCAUAGUGAGGAAGAAGGCUUCUUUGAGCACAAAAUAUAAAAUGGUAAAAAUGUAACAGACCACAGCAAUUUUGUUUGGUUUUAUUCUAUAAAGACAGUGUUUUAUACAUUGAUCUACACAUUGGUCAACUUGGUCUUAUUUUGUUGAAUGGAUGCAUUUUGGUUUGAAAAUCAUAAUGGGUUGUCUUUCAGCAGUUAUCCAUCGAUAGACUUCUGUUUUACUGUCAAAGUACAGAAUGUGGCAUUGUCUACCACAUAGUAAAGGUUUGAUUUCUAUAUUUUAGAAAUUAAAUGAUUAUAUUAUACACAAUAGUGUUUUUCUAGAAUAAUGUGGAAAUAUAUGUUCUGUUCACAUACUGUGUUUGACUGAUCUAUUGACUGUAUAUGACUCUAAAAGUGGAGUGAACUGUGUAUUACCAGUGUACCAAUAAUACACUGUAUGCUGUACAUUCAUAUAUUAUAUAACUCUGAUUUCUGUAUUUGAGUUUUUUUUAAUGACAUCCAGUACAUUAGCUACUGUACUGAAUGAGUAAUGGAGAUUGUUAAUGUGUUUUUGUCUUGUUGUCAAUGUAUUUUUCACCUGUGGCGAAGUAUUUGGAUACCAAUCAAAAGCAACUCUAUUAAAAUAUAUUUUGAAGUGUU